CGGGGCGCACCGAGGCGAGGAGGCGGGGAAGCCCGCCGCCGCCGCCGCCGCGCCCGCCCCUUCCCCCCGCCGCCCGCCCCCUCUCCCCCCGCCCGCCCGCCGCCUUCCUCCCUCUGCCUUCCUUCCCCACGGCCGGCCGCCUCCUCGCCCGCCCGCCCGUAGCCCCGGAGCCGAGGCCGCCGCGGCCGUGGCGGCGGAACCCUCAGCCAUGGCCUCGGGCGACACCCUCUACAUCGCCACGGACGGCUCGGAGAUGCCGGCCGAGAUCGUGGAGCUGCACGAGAUCGAGGUGGAGACCAUCCCGGUGGAGACCAUCGAGACCACGGUGGUGGGCGAGGAGGAGGAGGAGGACGACGACGACGAGGACGGCGGCGGCGGCGACCACGGCGGCGGGGGCGGCCACGGGCACGCGGGCCACCACCACCACCACCACCACCACCACCCGCCCAUGAUCGCGCUGCAGCCGCUCGUCACCGACGACCCGACCCAGGUGCACCACCACCAGGAGGUGAUCCUGGUGCAGACGCGCGAGGAGGUGGUGGGCGGCGACGACUCGGACGGGCUGCGCGCCGAGGACGGCUUCGAGGACCAGAUCCUCAUCCCGGUGCCCGCGCCGGCCGGCGGCGACGACGACUACAUCGAGCAGACGCUGGUCACCGUGGCGGCGGCCGGCAAGAGCGGCGGCGGCGGCUCGUCGUCGUCGGGCGGCGGCCGCGUCAAGAAGGGCGGCGGCAAGAAGAGCGGCAAGAAGGGCUACCUCGGCGGCGGGGCCGGGGCGGCGGGCGGCGCGGACGCGGGCAACAAGAAGUGGGAGCAGAAGCAGGUGCAGAUCAAGACCCUGGAGGGCGAGUUCUCGGUCACCAUGUGGUCCUCAGAUGAAAAAAAAGAUAUUGACCAUGAGACAGUGGUUGAAGAGCAGAUCAUUGGAGAGAACUCCCCUCCUGAUUAUUCAGAGUAUAUGACAGGGAAGAAGCUUCCUCCUGGAGGGAUACCUGGCAUUGACCUCUCAGACCCCAAACAACUGGCAGAAUUUGCUAGAAUGAAGCCAAGAAAAAUUAAAGAAGAUGAUGCUCCAAGAACAAUAGCUUGCCCUCAUAAAGGCUGCACAAAGAUGUUCAGGGAUAACUCUGCCAUGCGAAAGCACCUGCACACCCACGGCCCCCGAGUCCACGUCUGUGCAGAGUGUGGCAAAGCUUUUGUUGAGAGCUCAAAACUAAAACGACACCAACUGGUUCAUACUGGAGAGAAGCCCUUUCAGUGCACAUUCGAAGGCUGCGGGAAACGCUUUUCACUGGACUUCAAUUUGCGCACACACGUGCGAAUCCAUACCGGAGACAGGCCCUAUGUGUGCCCCUUCGACGGCUGUAAUAAGAAGUUUGCUCAGUCAACUAACCUGAAAUCUCACAUCUUAACACACGCUAAGGCCAAAAACAACCAGUGAGAAGAAGAUGGAGAAGACCCUUCUCGACCCCGGGGAGCAUCUUCCAGGAGUGUGAUUGGGAAUAAAUAGGCCUCUCCUUUGUAUAUUGUUUCUAGGAAAGAAUUUUAAAAAUGAAUCCUACACACCUAAGGGACAUGUUUUGAUAAAGUAGUAAAAAUUUAAAAAAAAAACUUUAAUAAGAUGACAUUGCUAAGAUGCUCUAUCUUGCUCUGUAAUCUCGUUUCAAAAACACGGUGUUUUUGUAAAGUGUGGUCCCAACAGGAGGACAAUUCAUGAACUUCGCAUCAAAAGACAAUUCUUUAUACAACAGUGCUAAAAAUGGGACUUCUUUUCACAUUCUUAUAAAUAUGAAGCUCACCUGUUGCUUACAAUUUUUUUAAUUUUGUAUUUUCCAAGUGUGCAUAUUGUACACUUUUUGGGGAUAUGCUUAGUAAUGCUAUGUGUGAUUUUUCUGGAGGUUGAUAACUUUGCUUGCAGUAGAUUUUCUUUAAAAGAAUGGGCAGUUACAUGCAUACUUCAAAAGUAUUUUCCUGUAAAAAAAAGUUAUAUAGGUUUUGUUUGCUAUCUUAAUUUUGGUUGUAUUCUUUGAUGUUAACACAUUUUGUAUAAUUGUAUCGUAUAGCUGUAUUGAAUCAUGUAGUAUCAAAUAUUAGAUGUGAUUUAAUAGUGUUAAUCAAUUUAAACCCAUUUUAGUCACUUUUUUUUUCCGAAAAAUACUGCCAGAUGCUGAUGUUCAGUGUAAUUUCUUUGCCUGUUCAGUUACAGAAAGUGGUGCUCAGUUGUAGAAUGUCUUGUACCUUUUACCACCUGACGUGUACACCCCGUGUAACAGAAAAGGGCAACAAUAAAACAGCAAUCCUACAGAAAGAAUAUGGCAGAAAAAGAUCUGUAAGCACAGUCUUAUUUCCUUUUGUUGUCCAGAAUAAUUAUAAUUCUCGAGCCUCCCAGAAAUUGGAAGCUAAAUAAAGCAACUCAAGUUUCCUUUA
Zalophus californianus (California sea lion) is the source of this 2427-nucleotide messenger RNA. RefSeq names its product YY1 transcription factor (gene YY1). Gene Ontology annotation, cellular component: transcription regulator complex; PcG protein complex. The record is from RefSeq and is a predicted model, not a curated record. Lineage: Eukaryota; Metazoa; Chordata; Mammalia; Carnivora; Otariidae. Gene Ontology annotation, biological process: regulation of transcription by RNA polymerase II. Gene Ontology annotation, molecular function: RNA polymerase II cis-regulatory region sequence-specific DNA binding; DNA-binding transcription factor activity, RNA polymerase II-specific. The coding region runs from base 209 to 1441 and encodes 410 amino acids. The transcript is spliced from 5 exons.